Messenger RNA from Ruditapes philippinarum (Manila clam), 3987 nucleotides. RefSeq lists its product as uncharacterized. The transcript is spliced from 5 exons. NCBI's taxonomy places the organism in Eukaryota, Metazoa, Mollusca, Bivalvia, Venerida, Veneridae. The coding region runs from base 128 to 2314 and encodes 728 amino acids. The record is from RefSeq and is a predicted model, not a curated record.
GCGAAUCCGUACUAUUUGAGGUACGCAGAUCUUUUUCCGAUCCGCAUUAUGUUUAUAAAAAAUUAAAACUAUAAAUAGCAAAGUGGGAAAACCCUACAUAUAUUGAAAUGUUUUGAAUUAAUGGAAGAUGGGUGCUAUUUCAGAAUACAUACACGUCAUCUCUUCCUUGGAAGUAUAUCCUAGGAUAUUUUAUUACCACAAACGAUAUAGUGACAUUCUAAGAAAGCUGAAGAAUAUAACAGGUAAAUAUGCUAAACUCUUUGAAAGCGAGCAUCAUGACUUUUUGAGCAGUCCCUUUGACCACGGAAUAAAGUUGAAAAUAUUCGGCGAGAACGAUAUCCGUCCUCACAACUUUAUUCCCGUUGAAUCUAAACUAUAUAAAGUUGAUGUGGUCAGUAGGAAGGGACCGGGAGAUAAGUCUUAUGUUGACAAUAUAGUUGCCGUUGAACCAGUAUGGCUGUCACAAACACGAGCGGACAUUGAGGCGAAAGAUGGAAAUGAGCCGAUGGAUUUGUCGAUUUCUGCUGAUCAUUCCUCUGUUACUGUAACAGUCUGUUAUGCCAAUAUUCAACGUCUUGAUGAAGAAGGACUUGAGAAAGUGACUCAAAUGCUGAGACAUGUAUCAACUGUAACACCAGAUAAACCUCAACACUGUUUUCUUCUUUGUGAAACAAAUAACAAGUUCACACAAGCAGAUGAAAAUGUAUUUAAAUCGAAAAUUGAAAACAGAGCAAACUUGUUACCAUUGCAUGAUAUUGUCAUAGGGACAGGAAAUAAUGUUAGCAUUAAAAACGAAGUUUCCAUGUUUCUCGAAUCUUUAUGUAUUCAAAGGUUUACGUAUUUGAAGAAUAUUCUCCAAAACUUUACAAAAGGUCAGAGGUCAAUGUUUACAAAGUCAUUGUUAGAAACGGAAGCAGUAGCUAAGCAACUAAAACGUGUUUUAUCAACUAUUUGCGGAAUAGCGUUUGAAGAACCCGAAGCAGACGUCGAAGAAAAACUCGCUAAUGUUGUGAAAUGUAUUGCUGUAAAUGCAUUUUCGGAGAAGUAUAACUUGCAAGUAUGGAUCUGUAACGGUAUAGUAAAUGCUUACUCAUUCCAACAAAAACUGAAGCAAUCGUUUUCGAAGGAUACCAGGCAUCGUCUGAAUAAGGUUGUUACAGUUACCCCAGAAAGUGAUCUUAAAGUACCAUUUGAAACAGUGGUGAAUGUUUACUCGAGACGCAUCGUUCGUAAUCUUCAGAAAGAGUUGAGGAGUGUAUUUACAGAUGUGGAGAAACAUCUUAGUCAAUUUUCGUCUGCUGUCAGGAAAAUGCUGCUUGAAAUUAAUGGUUGCUUUAAGAAGUCGUCACUGGCAUAUGCAAACAAAGAAAGCUCAUUUCCGGUCUUGGACGUUGAGCUCCGAAGAGAUAUACUAAGAAUCAAUGGCGUUUACGGCGUUGGGACAAUAUAUGGUGAAAUAGAGGUUCAUGCCAACCCCGGUACAAACGUCACAGCUCUCGAGUCUGAAAUUCGGAUGUUGAUGCGAAAGAAGAGUCACGUGUCUAACUUUGCAGUAAGAACAUUAUAUUCCAAACCUGAAAUGUAUGUGGAUUGUCAAUAUGAAAAUGGUGAACCAAUCGAAAGCUUAUGCCCUGUUCGUAAAGGUACACUUGGCGGUUUUGUUGAUGGUAGUGACAAUAAGCUGUAUGGAUUAACGUGUGCCCAUGUUGUUAAAUGUCAUGGUGGGCAAGAAAACAAUGUCUUUAUCAAAGAUAGCAGAAAUAUGCAGUGUUUGUUUGCUAAAAGUUUUCCAUAUCUGACAGUUUCAACAGGCGAACCUGCAAAGCCUUUAAUUGAUAUUGCAGCGGUAAGAAUUGUUGACGAUAUGGCUGAUAAGUGUAUAAAAUUCCCUAAAGAUGACACUGGAAAAAUAAAACCAGCUGUAUUAGCAGCGGAUAGACCUUCAGACCUGGUAGCAAUGAAAGUGUAUAAACAUGGAGCAAUGUCAAAUUUGACAUACGGUCUUGUCUGUUCGGAUGACUACAGUGUCCUUGAUGACGAGGAUGAUGAGAAUGAAUACAUCAUGCUCAUCGACAAUUAUGAAGACAAUGAUGAUUUAUUUGCAAUACCAGGGGAUAGUGGUUCUACAGUUUGUACACCAGACGAAAAUGAGCCCAAUAUUAUAAAAGUUGCGGGAGUUUUAAGCGCAGGACAGUUUAGACCAACAGGAUAUGCCAUGCCUUUGUAUUUUUCGUUUCGUCUUUAUGACGGCCUAAGAAAACUUACAUCAAAGGCCGGUGGACUUCAGUUUAAUUUUCCACAAAUUUGUACCUAGUAUUACACGAAGGGUGAUCAGAAAGUACAUAGACGUUGCUCUAAGUGUUAUAUUUGACAUAAGAUGACUCUUAAACUUUAGUUGAUUGUAUUAAUAAAUGUAGUUUAUGAAAUUUGCUGCAUUAUUAAACAGCAUGUAUGUUAGUACCCGUAGCAACUCAAUGUUUAUGAAAGAGUACACAUUACUGAGGGAUAACAGUGACCGAUCAUUUAGCCUGCAAACACUUAACGGACCGAAGGAAGGCUGAGGUCUGUACAGUGUUGGGGAAAACUGAGAUCACUAAAAUACCAUGAGAAAGUGGUAUUUUUAUACGGUAUUUUACAACACUUUACUGGAACAUAAUGGUAAAAGUUCAACGAGGAAGAAUAUUUAAGAAACACAACUUCUAGUAAAAUAUGCUAGAAAUUGUUGGCAGUUAGCUUUGUUUGGAUGUUUGGAAUAUAUGGUAUAAUAACCUGAGUAUGCUGUGUUAAGGGUUUAUCGGUAGUAUUUCUAUAGGUGUUGAAGUUGCAAGGACUGUUCAACUUUACGCUCUUUGUGACAUUUUUCAAGGCGUAAUGACGUGUCGUCGUCAUUUAAAGCUACAUGCCUCCAGAUGAGUCAAAAUAUUUCAAUAAAGUCAACUUGAGAAAAAUUUACCAAGAUGUAUGGAAAAGAAAAUAAGUUCAAGAUUCAAGUAAUAUUUUUCAUAUUAUGUGCGAUGGAUAACGGAUUUUUUUUAGUAUUUACAACUAUAUUUUUACUGCGUUAUUAAAGCAGUAAAGGCUAUUUAUGCAUAUUUUGACCACUUUUUGUUAAUCUGCGUAGUUGUUAAGUGCCAUUGAUAUGUGUAAAUUGCUCCCUUUUGGUUACUUCACAAUAUUACACAUUCAAAUUCAUUUUCCAAAUUUUCAUGAAAAUUAGCAUGAAUCUGGCUGCCCUUAAAUGUGGCGUGCUACGGGUAGUGUUUUAUGUACUCUAUAUUUUUCAUUUGUCAUAGCUCUUAUAUUUGUUAUGCUAUUUUCAUAAGAUUUUCGGAGAAUAUGCAACAAAAUAUUGUUUUGUAUUAAAUUUUGAAUCGUCAAUAAGAUUUAAUAUUUAUUAAAUAAUAAUAAUCUACAUAUUUUCUGAUAACCCCUCGUAUGUGAAACAUAAAUUUAAUUACUUUUACAAACUUUGAUUUAUGAUAAGGCAGCAAAAUACUCAAAUCAAAAACUCAUAUCUGAGGAAAUAUUAUAAUAGAGCUGCGUCAUGACAAAACCAACAUAGUGUGUUUGCGACCAGCAUGGAUCCAGACCAGCCUGCGCAUCCAUGCUUUUCGCUUACCAACCCUUUUUUACAAGUAGAGAAUAUGAUAGCGAACAGCAUGGAUCCUGAAUAGACUGCGCGGAUGCGCAGGCUGGUCUGGGCAAACCCACUAUGUUGGUUUUGUCGUGACGCGGCUUUUUUUGUCGUGACGCGGUUCAAUUAUAAUUUUGAUAUUUAACAAACACAUUUUUACAGGACUCUAUUUUCUUUAAAACAUGUCAGAUCAUUCGCAUACUCCGUUUUUUCCCCAGAAUAAUCAUUUUAAUUGUGCAACAUGACUCAAAAAUAAAAAAAAGUUUAAAGCUUUUGACUCAAAUCGGGCUAAGAGUUGCACAAAAAUACCAUUUUCAAAAAAUCUUUUGCACAUUUUUCGUUUUUGUUUUGUU